This is a messenger RNA of Pogona vitticeps (central bearded dragon), 4288 nucleotides long. The record is from RefSeq and is a predicted model, not a curated record. Lineage: Eukaryota; Metazoa; Chordata; Lepidosauria; Squamata; Agamidae.
GGGCGGCCUCCUCUCCUCUCCUCUCCUCCCAGCUCCCCGCCCCCCUUUCCUGGCCGCCGCCCUCCCGGCCGGCUUCGCUCGCCAUGUCCGCCCUGGAGAAGCAGCUGCAGCUGGGCCGCCUGCCCCCUCGCCCUCCGGGCCCCGCGGGGGGAAGCGGGCAGGGCCCCCCCAAGAUGCGCAUGGGACCUGGAAAGAAGCGUGAUUAUUCCCCAGUCCCGUGGAGCCAGUAUUUUGAAUCUAUGGAAGACGUCAUCGUGGAGAGCAAUUCGGGCAAGGAUACUUUUCGAAUUUACAAGAGUGGCUCCGAGGGCCCCGUCUUGCUCCUGCUCCACGGCGGGGGCCACUCUGCGCUCUCCUGGGCGGUGUUCACGGCUGCCAUCAUCAGCCGGAUCCAGUGCAGGAUCGUCGCUCUGGAUCUGAGAGGACAUGGUGAGACAAAGGUUAGAAAUCCCGAGGAUCUCUCUGCGGAGACGAUGUCCAGAGACGUCGGCAACGUGGUGGAGGCCUUGUAUGGAGACCUUUCCCCUCCCAUCAUGCUGAUCGGACACAGCAUGGGGGGCGCCAUUGCUGUCCACACGGCCGCUUCCAAUCUGGUGCCCAGUUUGCUGGGUCUGUGCAUGAUCGACGUUGUGGAAGGUACAGCGAUGGACGCCUUGAACAGCAUGCAGAAUUUUCUCCGAAGUCGGCCCAAGACCUUCAAAUCUCUUGAGAACGCCAUCGAGUGGAGUGUGAAAAGUGGACAGAUACGGAAUCUUGAAUCUGCCAGAGUCUCCAUGGUUGGCCAAGUGAAACAGUGCGAAGGAGUGGCCAGUCCUGGAGCCCGCAAAGCCAUAGUAGAAGGGAUUAUAGAGGAGGAGGAAGAGGAGGAGGAGGAAGACGGGGAAAACGGGGAGUCGGUGAACAAAAGGAAGAAAGACGAUGAUGUGGAGCCCAAGAAAGAUGUGGCCUACACGUGGCGCAUUGAACUGGCCAAGACUGAGAAAUACUGGGAUGGCUGGUUCAGGGGCCUCUCCAACCUCUUCCUCGGUUGCUCUGUUCCUAAGCUGCUACUUUUGGCCGGUGUUGACAGAUUGGAUAAAGAUCUCACCAUUGGCCAGAUGCAAGGGAAAUUCCAGAUGCAAGUCCUUCCACAGUGCGGCCACGCAGUCCAUGAGGAUGCUCCAGACAAAGUUGCUGAAGCGGUGGCAACUUUCUUGAUCCGUCACAGGUUUACAGAGCCCGUUGGUGGAUUUCAGUGCGUUUUCCCUGCUUGUUAAUAACCCGGCGAUCCUGACUCGGCGCCAACUCCCUGUUGUAAAUAAAGCCACACCAGAGGCCACUGUAACGUAAUCCCGUAUCCUUCUCAAUCAACCAAGUUCCGUAACCAACACAGAACAGUCUGUGGAAGAGGCAUCCCGUGAGACCUGGUGGACGCCGAGGUUCCUUUUUCUGUCCCCACGCCCUUGUCCGGCUGCAGACGCCCUGUGUUCCUUUUCCCCCCCUUCUGUUUUUUUUUAUUUUUUGUUUGUUUGUCCGUUUUAAUUUGCCCUUUGUCUAGAGGAAGUAAGCCUAGAAUACUCAGAGGCUGCCUGAGAAAGUGCAGCGGACCACGAGGAAUUCUUGGAUCAUGGCCAGUUGACAGGUGAUCUUAGGCUGAGCUAGAACCCUGGCUGCUCGCUCUUCCUCUCCUUGGUCCAUGGAGCAGGAAAACGAGCGAGCGGCCAUCGUGCGGGCUGGCACCACGGCUCACCGCACGGAAUGAACACAUUCCACCGGCUGGGUCUUUCCGCUUGCUCGACAGACCGGUGCUUGCAAGCCCCCCCAAAAAAGGAGGUUUUCCAGAUUGCUUAGGGACUGGUGUCCUGGUUUCCUGCCCGAUACACCGGCUGCCUACGCUGAGGCUAGGAGAACAACAUGCCCCUCAGAUGGGGGGACCACAGCCCCACAAGACGGAAGGAGAGGACGACCGACAGCAAGGGUUUCCGAACAAGAUUUUCAAAAUCUAGCCUCUUACAGGAGCUGGUUUGCAGCUGGGCUGUUGUUUGGGAAGCUUUGGGGGGGAUCAUAUUCCUGCUAAGGUCUGGAAUCAGCAGUCAGGAGGAGCCUGGGAGAGGCAGGCCUAUUUGGAGAGCAAGGUGAAUCUAAUUCAGGUCCACACCUGAACUGAAGCCCGGGAGCAGGUCCUGUUCUUUGUCCUUGAGCUCCAGUCUGUUCCUUUUGCCACCUCUGCGUCCACUGGGCCACGACAAGCCCACGGGGGGCUCUUUCCUUGUAUAUCUGUGAGCUCCCUCUUGAAAGCACCCUUUUCAUGGUUACCGAUUCACAACAUCCAGACCAGGGAAGGGAAAGAACACGAAUCUGAAGAUUCCGUGUACCCUUCUGUAUUCUUGGUUUGUUUUUCAGCAGGGAGUGGGGUGGGUGGGUUAAUAUUUCAUAGACCAUCUGGCCUGGAGCUUCCUGUUCAUAGUUUUGCAAUAACCGGCGAAACAAAAGUGCAUUUCUGUGGAUAUUUCAUAUGCAAAGGGCUCUUAGCGGCAGCCGAUAGAAGCCAAUAGAUUUGCGGUAGCAGGUAAAGGCUGUUUGCUAGGUGUUUCCCAAGCUUGCAAAAAGAAAAACCCUCAAACCUUUCCUGGCUGCUGGCAAGAGAACCUCCCGGUGGAUUUGGGGGUCCAGAAGGCUCCAACCCUUUACCAAAUCCGUGCACGGUGGGGGAUAUUCAUGCGUGUAGAGGAGACUCUUCUUCCUUUUUUCCCUGUGUGUGCAGCUUGGAAUAAUUCCCUGGAGUGGUAUUGAUAGGGACGUAGGGACCCUCUUUAUACCCUUUGCCGUGAAGGCCGGGGACGCAGGUCGUGAUGGGGUGCAGCCUUUUCCUGAUCCGUCCCCGUCGAUCCUGGGGAGACGCUUGCUGGGAUCAGCCCGCGCAUCCAUGCUCAGAGGUCCAAGACCUCUGGUCCACCAGAUGAGGGCAUCUCUCACACGGACAUGCUGAAAGGGAGUCCUUGACCAAAGUACUCCUGGUUUUGUCCUUCCUGCCACAUCGCCAUCACCCCUCUGCAGCCAGGAAGAAAGCCCUUUUUCCUCACAUUUGGGGAGCAAGAGGGACGUUCCCUGCCUCCCCAUUUAAUGAGAUCGCACUUCAGUCCGGGACCAGCCUGUCAGUCGUGACGAAGGGAGACGCCAUGUUCAAAUGCAACAGUGAUUCUCAAACUGGGGUCACCCAGAUGUUCUUGGCUGGCAGCUCCCAGAAAUCCUGGCCAGCACGGCUAAGCGGCGAAGGCUUCUGGGAGUCGUAGUCCAAGAACGUCUGGGGACGCAAGGUUUGGAGUCGCUGAAAGACGAUACGGAGCUCCUGGCACUUAAGACGGAGACACUUGUGUCCGUGGCAUAAAGAGUCAGGGCCCUGAGAUUUCAGAAGAGAAGAGAGUGUUCCCUUGUGUUUGAGGUGUUUCCCAAAAUUAAGGUUUGCUCUUCCAGUGAAGAGGUGCAGAGCUUGGCCAGGCUUAGAAGGGCGAGCCGUCCUCUGUCUUUCCAGCAAAUGGAUCCCUCUUCUGAUUGCUUCCCUCCUCCACCCAUCCCUUGUUUGGCUGGCCGGGGUGGGGUGGGGGUUUGAGGGUGUGUCAUGCAACCAGCCUGGAGUGAGGCUCCUCUUCGGAAGCCCAGCUUUGAUAAUUUGGCCUUCAGUUUCCCCAGAAGUGCAUUUCUCUGUUCUUUUCUGGCUUCAGGCAAGCGGAACCGGCCCGCCCUGCUCCCAACCGUCUCGGUAGGAUGCCAGCAUUUUCCUUCCCUUUCAUGUCAUGGUUUUCUUUAAACUGAGUUUUAGUUUUUGAUUUGAAGGCUGCUUGCUUUCUCCCUCUCCCCAUGUGUGUGUGUGUGUGUAUUGUGAAGUUAUCUCGGACCUUUGCAGCCCCCACCCCACACCUCAAGCACAACCAGAGUGAGGCCAUGUGGCAGAGGGACAGCGGAUGGCCGGAAUCACGAGGCCAGCGGUCCCCAUCCGUUCUGUACUUGAUCUCCAUGUGACUGGCGAUGUUUGAGGGCUGGGCAGAGCUUAACUGGGUCCCACACCCUGAAGCGGGUCUCCAGCAUUUUUUCCACCCCAUCCUCCCCCACUUUUUUUUUAAAUGGGGCUUUGUCUUUGCCCAGUUCCCUAAGGAAGUGUUUCCCCCUUUAGCACAUAACACACUGUUCCCCAGAAUCUGUACUACUGGCUUUUGGCGGGGGGGGGAUUCUUCUUCUCCCCCAUUUUCGUUUAAACCCCUGCUCAUGAUGAUGACCCUUGUUUUAUGAAAAUAAAUAUUUCGCUACCUGC